GCAUUUCCGUGAAGAGACCUGUCCCUGCCUUUUCCUGGAUCAUAAUCGCCAUUGCCAUCCCGCCGCGACAAUGCAGCCUGCCCUUUGUAUCGUAUAGACGCUACAAUGGGUUCUACCCACCAUCAAAGCCAGCGACAACCCUUGCAGCCCGUCAUCUAUACAGUGCCGGCCGUUGUCGACGGGUUGGACGAGCUUGACUCGCCCCCGUCAUAUUCCUUACACGCAUACCACACGAGCAGUUACUUGCAAUCCAUUCAGGGCCCAACAUCAUCGAGUACUGCGGCCGACGAUACGCAGUUUCUGCGAGCACCUCAUCCAGAUCAAAAUGCUCAAAAUCAGCACUACCAGCGAGUCCCACCCAUGACUUUGUCUGUAUUGGAUAGAGGCCAGCGUGCGAACGACUUGCGUGGAUACCGCAUCCAGGAGCCCAUGACCAGCACCGAGAUACACCACAAGAGAUACGACGAGCCCGGCUGCUGCGGGAGCGACACGGGAGGGUGCUGUUUCUCCAGCCACGGGGCAUGUUGCUUCUCUGACCACGACGCAUGCUGCUUCUCGGACCACGAGGCGUGCUGUUUUUCCGACCAUCGGGGAUGUUGCUUUUCAGAUAAUGGCGGCUGCUGCUUCUCAGAUGGCCGACAUUCUACACCUGGUAUCUGAUACGACGGUCAUCUCUCCCGGGCAACAAGAGCACCCAAGGCAUUGUGGUAGGCCAACUCACGUCGGCCAUUGUGGGAGCUGCUCAUGACAGUUCCCAAAGGCUUGCGGGCGCACGAUUCCGACCACUGCAGAGUCUCUUAUCCGCACCGCCCGCAAGCAAGCUGCCAACGGCCUGGAAAGCCUCAGACGAGAAGCCUGCCAGGGGCAAGGCCAAAUUCAAGAUUGUUGAUAACCGCUACCAGCACGGGAGAUGUGACACCGUGGCGCGAGAGCACAUACUUAUAACCUAAAUUGUUAUCUGCGUCCUGGCCAUUGUGUUGGCGACUAGCUGACAUUCGAAGUCCCACGCAGCCUCAAGGGCAACAUCAUAGAGGAAUCGAUAUACUACUCAUGUAAACUCGAUUUACCAACCACGGAUCAUCGCGCC
Microdochium trichocladiopsis is the source of this 1087-nucleotide messenger RNA. RefSeq lists its product as uncharacterized. Lineage: Eukaryota; Fungi; Ascomycota; Sordariomycetes; Xylariales; Microdochiaceae. The record is from RefSeq and is a predicted model, not a curated record. The transcript has a single exon. Bases 106 to 660 code for a protein of 184 amino acids.